AAACACAUCAACAUGGAUCCCCAACAACAGUUUUGUUUAAAAUGGAAUUCAUAUUCAUCAAAUUUGGCCAUAACAUUCUCAAAUUUAUUCAAAUCGGAUUUGCUGGCAGAUGUAACGCUAUCAUGUGAUGGCACUGUUUUUAAGGCCCACAAACUAAUAUUGGCUGCAUGUUCGAAAAAAUUUGCCGAUCUCUUUGAGACAACACCCACAAAUGGACAAUGUGUUGUUAUAUUGGAGGCAACGUCCUCCGAUAAUAUGGCUGCAUUGCUCGAAUUUAUGUACAAAGGUGAAGUGCAUGUCUCACAAGAGGCUCUCAACAGUUUCCUCAAAUCUGCCGAAAAUUUACAGGUCAAAGGCUUGUCCACAGAAACCGGGCGUUUGGCAGCCCAACAGGCUCAACAACACAUUGAAUCCUCAUCGCUGUUGGAUUCACCCAGCCGACGCAGCAUACGCAACAGUAUUAGCGGUGCUGGCAACAACAGUCUAAGUGGUUCUUCCAGUUUGGGUUCGGGUAAUAUUAACAGUUCCGCUGGCGGCAUUAAUGCACCGGGCGGCGGCGGAGGUGGUAAUUUAGGACUGCCAGAACGUUGCCCCAGUACCGGUGGUAUCAUUAGUGGACCACCCUCGGGUACAAAUAGUUCUGCUGGUGGUAGCUCUGCCGCUGGUUUAGGUAGCGGCGCUGGCGCUGCUCAUCAUCUCGGUAGCUCUACCGGUAGUCUAAAACAAGAAUGCGAUUCACUAAUGCAUCCCAGCAGUUCAACACUGGGAAAUAUGUCCUCAUAUGUGCCGCCCAUGUAUAGACCAAUUUCAUAUGAACCAUUACGUAAACGUGCCCUCCGCAGCCCCUAUGCCGAACAGGAAGUACGCGGUAGUGUGUUAAGAGAUGGCUCGAAAAAUCCAUCAGAAUGUCCAAGUCCCAUAAGUAAACCUCCGUAUCAUCGACCAUCGUCCAGUGCAUCAUCGACAGCACCAACAGAAGCGGAUACAAUGCAUUCGGAAAGGGCAUCACCACAAUCAAGUCGUUAUGAUAAUCACAGUCCCAGUACAACAGGAGGUAAUGGUAAUGCAAAUAGUGGCGCUUUGGAUAGAUCGGUAAAAAUGGAACGUAAUAAUGGCAGUACAAAAGAGGCUAACAAUGAGGAUGAUCAUGAAGAUUUAGAUGAUCCCAGAGAGAACUGUGCUGAAGAUUUACGGGUUAAAUUGGAAAAUUCCAAUUAUUCACCGCCACCACCACCCACCUCAAAUACCUCACCCACCACACCAACCGCUUUAUUGGAGAGUCUGAAAAAUGCUGAUGGCUCCUUACCCGGUAGUUUAGCGGCAUCAAUACCACCCGCCGAUAUGUUAAAUGUAUGGAAUGCCACAAAAUUGAAUAACAAAAACAGUGGCAUGGUUAAUACAGCUGAUGGCAAAAAACUUAAAUGUUUGUAUUGCGAUCGUUUGUAUGGCUAUGAGACAAAUCUGCGUGCCCAUAUACGACAACGUCAUCAAGGUAUCCGGGUGCCCUGUCCGUUCUGUUCGCGCACCUUUACCCGUAACAAUACCGUACGCCGUCACAUUGCUAGAGAACAUAAACAAGAGAUUGGCUUAAGUGCUGGUGCCACAAUUGCACCAGCUUCCGUUGCCGCUGCAGCAGCGGCCGCCAAUCAUUCACAAUAGGAUGCGGCCGCAACAGCGGCGGCAGCAGUAGUUAUGAGUGCACAAAAAGAGGCUAAUAAACAACGUAAACGUAAGUCAUUAAAAAUGGCAUUGGAGAAAUGUAUGCAGCGUCGGGAUGCUGUUGGUGGUGAUCAGCAGCAG
Molecule: messenger RNA, 1800 nt
Organism: Musca vetustissima
Lineage: Eukaryota; Metazoa; Arthropoda; Insecta; Diptera; Muscidae
Gene: chinmo
Product: zinc finger protein chinmo
Exons: 6
Coding region: 13-1659 (548 amino acids)
Biological process (GO): regulation of transcription by RNA polymerase II
Cellular component (GO): nucleus
Molecular function (GO): protein binding
Source: RefSeq, a predicted model, not a curated record